This is a messenger RNA of Kickxella alabastrina, 1443 nucleotides long. RefSeq lists its product as uncharacterized. The transcript has a single exon. NCBI's taxonomy places the organism in Eukaryota, Fungi, Kickxellomycota, Kickxellomycetes, Kickxellales, Kickxellaceae. Bases 290 to 1363 code for a protein of 357 amino acids. The record is from RefSeq and is a predicted model, not a curated record.
CCUGUACUAGCGACACUGGCUAUAUAAAACCAAAGGGGUUGCCCUGGCCUGGUUGUGCUUGACCUUCACCUUAACAACUGUUCAUCAUUUUAUUCGCUCUGUUUUCCCUAAUUUUUAUUUUGUUCCCCUCCACCACCUUGUUUCCCUGUCAUUAAACUGUACGCCGGUCGUAUAUUUUUUAACAGCACAAAAAACUUAACAUCCUGUCCCCUGCCCCUCAACUCUCACCACAAUUGGAUUACUUCCACACCGUUCCGCUUUUUUUCUACAGACAAUCACACAAUCAACAAUGCUGUUCAAGAUCUCGACUCUCGCGCUUCUUGUCGCCUCGGUUGCCGGCCACAUGUCUAUAAUCUCGCCAUGCCCCCGGUACGCCGCGCACGGUAUUGACUGCCCGGCUGUUCCUGCCGGAGAGUCCAUCGACUACUCUCUGUCGUCGCCCCUUGGUGAGAACGAGGUUCUCUGCAAGCACACCACCCCCUACGCUACCCCGUCUGCCACCUGGAGCGCCGGCCAGUCCGUCACCGUGUCCUUCCGCGACGAGCCUGCAGCCCACAGCGGCGGUCACUGCCAGUUCUCCCUGUCGUACGACGGAGGCAAUACCUUUGUCGUCGUGCACGAGGAGCUCAAGUACUGCUUCUUCGGAUCUGCCGAGACUAGCAAUAAUGCAAAGAUUCUCAGCUACACUUUUAACUUGCCUACUCAGCUGCCGUCUUCGGAUAACGCUGUGUUCGCAUGGUCGUGGGUUAACGCGUCGGGUAACCGCGAGUUCUACAUGAACUGCGCUGAUGUUGCUAUUAAGGGUAACGCUGCCUCUUAUACUGGCAAGCAGAUGACCAUUGCUAACCACGCCGGAUACCCGACUAUCGGAGAGUUCAACGGCGAUUACACUACUGGUCUUGAGCACUACACUGGCGCCAGCGUGAUCACUGUCACUGGUAGCGGUGCUGCCGCUGACUACUCCAGCGCCCCCAUUGCUCCUAUUGCCCACAACGUCGUCCAGCCCAUUGUUAAGGUCACAGCCCCCGUGGUCGUUGAGCCCAAGGUUGAGGUCGAAGCGCCUGUGGUUGUUGCCCCUGUGGUCGUCACCCCUGUUGAGGUUGCCACCUCCUCCAUUGCUGAGGUUCAGUACCUUUCGGUUGCUCCUGUUGUUCCCAUUGUAUACACUACUUCCGUCGCACAGGAUGUUACCACUGCCCCUAUCCAAACCACUGAUCCGUCAUCCUGCACUCAUGGUGACAUGGUGUGCAAUGGCUCGGGAUACACUGUUUGCGUCUGGGGUGUUUGGACUUCCUUGCUGAACUGUGCUGCCGGAACCACCUGCAGGCAGACAACCCCAAGCGUCAUCUACUGCGAUUACUAAUUCGAUUUGAUUUGAAGUUUAAUAUUUUAUUUAAUUUAUCAACCAAUUCAAAUAAAUAAAAAAGUAGGUAUUUAAAUUUA